This is a messenger RNA of Penicillium argentinense, 3780 nucleotides long. RefSeq names its product regulator of nonsense transcripts 2. Gene Ontology annotation, molecular function: RNA binding; protein binding. Gene Ontology annotation, cellular component: cytoplasm; exon-exon junction complex. The transcript is spliced from 5 exons. Gene Ontology annotation, biological process: nuclear-transcribed mRNA catabolic process, nonsense-mediated decay. NCBI's taxonomy places the organism in Eukaryota, Fungi, Ascomycota, Eurotiomycetes, Eurotiales, Aspergillaceae. The record is from RefSeq and is a predicted model, not a curated record. Bases 1 to 3780 code for a protein of 1259 amino acids.
AUGAAUCUCCAAAUCAAUGCGAUUCAGCCCUACUGUACUUCCGUACCCCAAACUGCCAAAGUGAGCCAGCAGGCGGCGGCGAGUGGUAAACGAAGCCUGAGGCAGGCAAAAGCGGCGCGACGAUCGACUCCACUCUCCGACCUCCGCACCGCCUUGAAUCAGCCCGCUUCUCCCGCACUGAGACCGCAGGACGUGAAGAACCGACACAGCUCCAAGUUCCUGCGCGCAUCAGUCCCACCUUCGAUUCCUCAAUGUGGCGACCCGGCCACGGCUGCGAUCUCGUUUCGGACGUUCUGGGAGGAACCCACCUUUGAUUCGUUCGACGCACACACGGCCAUGGAUCGCCAAAAGAAAAGAGAGCUUCGCGACCUGAACGAGAAGGCCUGGACGGGCGAGACUGAUAUCUUUCCUGUCAGCAAGUCUCUCGAUUCGGCCCUGAAGAAGAACACUGCUUUCAUCAAACGCUUGCGAACUGGAAUUACCGCGUCCGCCCUCUCCACCUUCCUUUCCGAUAUCCGCACCCUUUCCCUUCACAAGUACCUUUCCGAAAUCAUCUCCGCCUGCUAUGAGGGUCUCUCGAAACUGAAGACGCCGGGCGAAAUCGCCGUCGGCGUCGAGAUCGUUUGCGCCCUGCACCAGCGGUUCGGGCCCGCUGAGUUCACCCGUUACAUUGGUUGGCUACUCGGUCGAGGCCUUAUGUCCCCGGAUAAGGCCGCUCUUAAGCAGCUGAGCCAGGAGUUCCGCGAGCGAGAAGAAAAAGACCGAUUGGCUCGCCACCGGGUCCUGCUUCGCGUUGUCACUGAGCUUUGGCUCGUGGGCGUGUUGCGGACUCUCGAUGAUGUUGAACGACCUGAUGACCUUGGCGUGAAGGCGAAGGACUCCGCCACCAACAAGGCUUCGGAGCCUCCUGCGCCGAAGCAGAAGUUCCUCACGACCACGCGCGAUGCGGAUAAACAGGCGGAACCGUUUCCUUUGGAAGUGCUGAAGGAGUUGCUGGGUCAUGAUCGGGACCAUGCGAAUUUGCCUUUGGUUGUUCUUUUUGUCAAGAGCUUCAGCUGGGAUAUUCUUGGUACGAAACUUGCCGAUGAAGGACGGAAAACUGUUGAGGCUGAUGGAGCUACGACGGCGGCUGGUGGUGAUGCGCAGAAUCCGGAUGCUGCAGCUGCCGAAGCGGACCCCCCUUUGACAUCGGAGAAGACUCAACUGCGAUUCAAGAAUAUCUUGAACCGGUACCUGAAGGAUGUUAAGGAGCAUGUUGUUAGCGAUCAGAAGGCAUUGUCAAACCAGAGUCGUCGCAAUGCUGAAGCAUACGUCAAGAGCGGCGAAAUCUUCGAGGACCGACAGUCGAAUUUCGAGAAGCAGACGAAAACACUCGAGAAGCUCGUGGCUAACACCCAUGUGCUGUGUGAAGCUUUGGGUGCCGAGAUGCCUGAUCUCGCUCAGAAGGAAACUACGGAUGCCUCUACCAGUGGUGGUAUUGGUCUUGUGAAGACCACUGACUAUCUUCGUGGACAAGGCGAUGGGGCCGGAAUUUGGGAAGACGAGGAAGAAAGACGCUUCUAUGAAAACCUCGUUGACCUGAAAGGCAAGGUGCCCGCCGUACUGCUGGAGGAUGGCAAAAAGAAGAAGAGCGAGGGCGAAGACGCUGGAAAGAAAAAGACGGACGGAGAGAGCACGACCGAACCUUCUGAGAAGACCGAGCCUGCGGAAGACAAAGCCACAGCUGAAGCGGAUGAUCAAUCGACGGCCAUCGCCAAUAAGACUGUUGGUGCACAGGUAGACGCUCUGCUCGGAAAGCUCCCAGAGUUGCAGACCAAGGACCAAGUGGACGAGUUCGCCCUGGAUUUCUGCUUUGUCAAUUCGAAAGCAUCCCGGAACCGACUUCUUAAGGCCGUUUGCGAGGUCCCCAAGGGCCGUGUCGACCUUCUGCCACUGUACUCGCGUUUGGUGGCUACCCUGGGCCAAUAUCUUCCCGAUAUCCCGCAAGGCAUCACGACCUACCUCGAUGAAGAGUUCCGAAGCCUGCAGCGCCGCAAGUCGAAGGAGUUCCUCGAUCAAGUCCGCAUGAUGAAUGCGCGUUACCUUGCGGAGCUGACCAAGUUCGGCGUGGUGCCCGAGCACAUCAUCUUCCACUGCUUCAAGGUUUCGCUUGACGAUUUCUCGCGCAAGAAUAUCGAGAUCAUUGGGAACUUGCUGGAAAACUGCGGUCGUUACUUGCUUCGCAACCCCGAGACAUCACCUCGCAUGGCUUCUUUCCUCGAGACGCUUAGUCGGAAGAAAGUUGUCCAGGCUAUCGGUCAGCAGGAGCGUAUGGUGAUUGAGAAUGCGAUUUAUUACGUGGACCCUCCUCCCCGACCCGCCAUUCAGCAGAAGGAACGGACUCCCAUGGAGCAGUACAUUCGCCGACUGAUCUAUCUGGAUAUGAACAAGCGCAACUACACCAAAAUCCUCAAGUGCAUCCGCAAGCUCCACUGGGAGGAACAAGAGGUUGUCGACAUUCUGGAGCGUGUCUUCAGCAAGCCUGUCAAGGUCAAGUAUGGCAGCAUCCACCUUCUGGCAAUCCUGGUGAGCGCCUUGUACCGGUACCACUCCGAAUUCGUCAUCGGCGUGGUCGACAACGUCCUCGAGAACGUCACCCUCGGCUUGGAGCAAAACGAUUUCAAGUUCAACCAGAAGCGCAUCGCGGAAGUCAAGUAUCUUGGAGAGCUUUACAAUUAUAAGAUGAUUGAUUCCCCCGUUAUCUUCGAUACUUUGUACCGCAUUGUGACUUUCGGCCACGAGGGUGGCACCCCCAUGCCUGGCAAGAUCAUUCUGCUGGAUCUACCCGAUGAUUACUUCCGGAUUCGCCUGGCUUGCACACUCCUGGAUACCUGCGGCCACUGCUUCGACCGUGGCUCGGCUAAGAAGAAACUGGAUUUCUUCCUCACGUUCUUCCAGUACUACAUCUUCACGAAGGAUCCAAUGCCCAUGGACAUCGACUUCCUCGUCCAGGAUACGUACUCUGCACUCCGACCCCAGUGGAACCUCGCCACCGACGCGGACGAGGCCACCCGCCUGUUCAGUGAAGCCGUUGCUCUGAACUACAACAAACCAGACCAGGAGAACACCGCCGAGGCGGACGAGGAUGAUGUGGAGAGCAGCUCUUCCGACGAGGGUCUUGAAGAGGACGCCAUUCCGAUGAUCGACGAGGAACAGGAAUCCAGCGAUGAAGGUGAAGCCGAGGCAUCUGGACCGAAUGCGGAGCCGGAAGAAAGUGACUCUGAGGAUGAACAUAUCGUCGUCACGCGCCAGGAAGAAGAACUGGACCCCGAGGCCGAGGCUGACUUUGACCGCGAGUACGAAAAGAUGAUGUCUGAAAGCGUGGACUCGCGACGCUUCGAGCGCAAACACGUCUUCGACAUCCCGCUGCCCAUGAAGCGUCCGGCUCGCGAAACUGCCCCUACUGAUCCCCAGGCCGAGACUGAAGAGCCACAACCCGUUGCCCCGAACACGAUGGCCUUCUCGCUCAUGACCAAGAAGGGAAACAAGCAGCAGACCCGAACCAUCGACCUCCCCUCGGACUCCAGCUUCGCCGUCGCAAUGCGCACCCAACAACAAGCCGAUCGCGAAGAACAGCAACGCAUCAAAAACCUGGUUCUGAACUACGAAGCCUCGAACGAAGAACCCGCUGAGAACGACUUCGAAAGAAGAAUACCAGCAAACCAGCGUCUCGACAAGCCUGCUACAAGCAGGACUGCGUUCCGAUCCCGCAAACUCCAACUGAGUGAUGUCAACUGGUAA